AGACGGUCCCUAUUACGUGACCGUCAUGGCGGCGGCCCUCAACGUGAGAGGUUGAACUUUUGAUGUUUGAGUUGAACAGUUGUAAAUGUGGGCUAAUUCGGUUGAUUCAAGAUGUACGGGCUAACUUGUUAUGAGUUGGGGGAUGCACGUAUUUAUACGUUGAAGUAGUAUGGUGAUGGUUUUAGUUAAAUCUCGCUGCCAUACGUUGAAAUGAGCUGUUCAUCCAGUAGUGGAGCGCUACAGCCGGAAGAAUGUUCUGGUAGCGGCUCGGAGCUUCUCCUGCGACCCCGGCUCUUGAGACCGAUCAUGGGCGAAGAGGUGGAGAGCACGCUGGGCCUGUUAAGUUCCGCUAGUGAAGAUGACGAUGUACAGUUUGACACUUCUGACAUGGACAGUGACAGAGAGGUGCUGAUGGCUGGAAGAUCUUACUCAUCUGUUCAAGAGUUUGCCUCUGCUAUCCCCAACCACCUCCUUUUGGGCUCACUGUUGGAGCAUCUAUGCUUGGUUUAUGAGAAUAACCCAACACGUUCGCGGAUGCUGUUUAAAGUCAUUGGACAGCGGCUGGCAGCUAUGAAUCUCCUUUCACCUUUGGCAAUAAGUGAUGAGUUCAGCACAGUGAGACUGCAGCACAACCGGGCUUUUACUGAGCUGCUCCAUGCUGCCAGCUCCUCUCUCUAUCCACAGAGCCAAAUACUAGGCACCAACACUCAUAGUUCUACUGUAAAACCGAUAGAAGGGCUUUUUCAAGCACAGACUUCAAGAUAUCUCAGUGAAUUUGAAGAAGUUUGCAGACUUGGAAAAGGAUCUUAUGGCAAUGUUUUUAAGGUUUUGAAUAAACUUGAUGGACAGUAUUAUGCUGUUAAGAAGAUUCUCAUUAAAAAGGUUUCAAAAGAUGACUGUAUGAAGGUUCUUCGAGAAGUCAAGGUGCUCUCCAGUUUGCAACAUGUGAAUGUUGUGGGCUACCACACUGCAUGGAUGGAGCAUGUUCAACCAGCUGCAUAUCCCCAGUCUUCCCUACCUGCGUUGGAGUCUCCAGAACAACAUGACAGUUCUCAUGAGAAUCAUAAUGACAAUAGCACGGGAUCUUCCAUCGUAUUCCAAAGUCUUACUCACGAACUGUCUGUCGCCUUAAGUGACCAAGUGCAUUCUGCAAAUGGGGCAGCUGAGGCUUUAGUUUCUUCUCCUGUAAAGAACCAAGUGCUGUGUACUAAGCCUAAGCAUCAGCUCCCUGAGAACUAUGUGCCUUGUGUUUUUCUUGGCCAACGGUCUCCCAUCAAGGAGUCAAAAUGUCCAGCUAUGGGUCUGGACAGUUCUGUUAUGUUUGAAGAGGGUUCCAGCAGCAAUAAUGAACUGAGCAACAGCUCCUGCAGUAGCAAAGAGUGCCAGCAAAGGGUGGACAAAUGUGCAAAAACUAUUAAAGAGGUACAGUUUCACCUAAUGCUCUACAUUCAGAUGCAGCUAUGUGAGCGUUCGUUAAAAGACUGGAUUUCUGAAAGAAAUGCUGAACCAAAACUCCAGCCUUGCUUGGAAUGUCCAUUUGCACACGUUGAUAGUGAACGUACUCUCAACAUUCUGAAGAACAUUAUUGAUGGGGUAGAAUACAUUCACUCCAGAGGAAUCAUGCACAGGGACCUUAAGCCUAGAAACAUUUUCCUCCAUGGCCAUGACUGUCAUGUAAGGAUUGGGGACUUUGGACUGGCUUGUAAUGAUCUAAUUGUGGAUGGACGUAAAAACUCAGGUUCUCCCUGCAGUGAUUCCGCACAUACCACAGGUGUGGGCACGUUUGUGUAUGCGUCACCAGAACAACUGGAGGGCUCGCAUUAUGAUUCAAAGUCCGACAUGUACAGUGUGGGUAUGCUGGCCUUUGAAUUAUUCCAGCCUUUUGGGACAGAAAUGGAGAGAGUCCGGUGUCUUGGGGAUCUCCGAGAAGGAAAAAUCCCUGAUUCCUUUUGCAACAGAUGGCCAAUCCUUGCCAAACAUAUAAUGAAACUAACCAAUCCAGACCCCAGUGUACGACCCAGUGCUACAGAGCUUCUGCAGAGUGAACUUUUCAGUAAUAAAGAUGAGAUGAUCCACGGUUUGCAGAAACAAGUGGAAGAGCAAGAGAAGGAAAUUAUGCAGUUAAGGAGAAGAAUCAGUGAACUUGAAAGCUCUAACGUUUCCUUGUCUGAAUCAAAUGAAACAUAAUGCCUUUGCUCUCACAGGAUGUGUAAUAGAAGCCUACAUUGUAUAUUAUUGUUUAAUUGUAUGUGUUUUAUUGUGACAGAACAUGGUGUGUAGAUGAAUGUAUUGGUUAUUUAUUUCAUUAUUUGUCUCAAUUUACCUGAGAAUAAACGGUAAGUAAGUC
Messenger RNA from Periophthalmus magnuspinnatus, 2347 nucleotides. RefSeq names its product eukaryotic translation initiation factor 2-alpha kinase 1 (gene eif2ak1). The record is from RefSeq and is a predicted model, not a curated record. Gene Ontology annotation, biological process: protein phosphorylation. Lineage: Eukaryota; Metazoa; Chordata; Actinopteri; Gobiiformes; Gobiidae. The transcript is spliced from 15 exons. The coding region runs from base 211 to 2187 and encodes 658 amino acids. Gene Ontology annotation, molecular function: ATP binding; protein kinase activity.